Messenger RNA from Amborella trichopoda, 1464 nucleotides. Its product is annotated as protein trichome birefringence-like 38. Gene Ontology annotation, molecular function: O-acetyltransferase activity. The record is from RefSeq and is a predicted model, not a curated record. NCBI's taxonomy places the organism in Eukaryota, Viridiplantae, Streptophyta, Magnoliopsida, Amborellales, Amborellaceae. Gene Ontology annotation, cellular component: Golgi apparatus.
AUGGAAUGCGUAUACGAUCCAUCACAAUGUCUGAUAUACGACCCAUCAUUGUGCCUGUUCUUAAGCGAGCAAGUGAGCUGCCAGAAAAACGGACGACCGGAUUUCGAGUAUGAGAAAUGGAGGUGGGAAGCAAAAGAUUGCGAAAUUCCAAAGUACGGAGGCCAUGCAUGGUUAAAUGGGAUGGAGUUGUUUGAAGGCAUUGUCGUUGCUAUGCUGCUAUGGAAGCAGCUGGAGGAGCUUCAGAAAAUACCUACCAAAAAUUAUCUUCAGGCUGCGACAUCUUUGCCGGGCGUUGGCUAUAUGAUGAAUCGUAUCCUGUCAUAUAAUUCUUCGGGUUGCACUUUCUACCACAACAUGUUCGAUUGUCUAAAAAGCGGAAGGCCGGAUAAGCUCUACCUCAAAUAUAGACGGCAACCGUAUGGCUGCAACUUGCCGAGCUUCUCUCUUAAAGAAGCAACUGCAGGAGUUUCCAAAAGUACCUACCAAAAAUUAUCUUCAGGCUGCGACAUCUUUGCCGGGCAUUGGGUAUACGAUGAGUCGUAUCCUCUCUGUAAUUCUUCGAGUUGCACUUUCUACAACAACAUGUUCGACUGUGCAAAGAGUGGAAGGCCAGAUAAGCUCUACCUGAAAUAUAGAUGGCAACCGACCUGCUGUGACCUGCCGAGGUUCGACGCUCUAAACUUCUUGUCGAAGAUGAAGGGGAAGAGAAUUUUGUUCGUGGGGGAUUCGCUAGCCCUGAACCAGUGGCAGUCACUUGCAUGCAUGAUUCAAUCCGGUGCUCCAGCUCCUCACACAACCCUAGUAUCAAAAGACCCAUUACAUUCUUUUCUAUUCCCGGAGUAUGGAGUGAAUAUCUCCUAUUAUCUGUCUCAUUACCUUGUAGACAUAGUGAGUGAACCAACUGGCAGAGCGCUCGUACUUGACUCCAUCAAACAAGCAGAUGUGUGGCUUGGAGUCGAUAUUUUGUUGUUUAAUUCGUGGCACUGGUGGAUCCGCAAUGAUGAUAUGAAAGGAUGGGAUUACAUUAGGGAGGGGAAUAUGGUUUUCAAGGACAUGAAUCGAACCUUGGCUUUCUUGCAAGGAAUGAAGACGUGGGCCAAAUGGUCCGACGCUAAGGUUGAUACCUCCAAGACUACAGUCUUCUUUCAGGGGAUUUCUCCAACCCACUAUCGAGGGAUUGAGUGGAAUGGCAGAGACACUGAAACAUGCCGUGGACAGACACAACCAUUGUUGGGGUCGACAUACCCGGGUGGGUCGCUACCGGUAGUGGCGUUGCUAGCGAAUGUGUUGGAGAGCAUGGAAAGGCCCCCAUACCUCCUCAACAUAACCACCCUCUCCCAGCUUCGGAAGGACGCCCACCUUUCCAUCUACUCCCCUCGGGGAGGUAACGAUUGCAGCCAUUGGUGUGUAGCAGGCCUUCCUGAUACAUGGAAUCUACUCCUCUAUGCUGCACUUUUCUUCUGA